Messenger RNA from Lingula anatina, 1107 nucleotides. RefSeq lists its product as uncharacterized. The record is from RefSeq and is a predicted model, not a curated record. Lineage: Eukaryota; Metazoa; Brachiopoda; Lingulata; Lingulida; Lingulidae.
GUCACUCCGAAGAUUUCAUGGAAAGCAUAUAUGAAUCAUUGCUUGAUGGAAGUUUCCCAGUGGAAAGUUCAGUCCCUAUGCAGAGUAAUGGAUGUUUCUGGGGUAAUGCACAGGAUGGUGGUACACAGGCACCCUUCAGCCUUGGAGGACAACAAAAUCAAGAAGAGGAAUGUACUGGUGCGUUAAACCAAUCUGCUGCAGUUAACCAGAAACUAGAUAUUUCUGCUGAAAAAGUUUUAUCUGUGCUUGAUUUCCCAAGUCAGACAGACAGCAGUCAGUCAAGUCAAACUGAUUCACAGAACAUGGACGUCUUGAAAUAUCAGUAUUUGACAAAAAUGCUCACUUCAGGUAGCAUCCUCAGUCAUGCUUUACGAAGAAAAGAAUACAGUGCAUAACAAUUUUUUUUUUUUUAGCAUGUUAAUAUGAAGCCUCUUUUCAAAAUUUGCUGUUUGUUACGUAAUUGGACAGGUCAACUUUGUGCAGUCCUAAUAAGUGCUUAUGUUACAGGGGGGUUAACUCCCUACAAUGUUAAUGAGAACUUAAUUGGAAAACUACCCCUUUGCAAUCAGGGCACUGCAGGGUCAGGGAUCCCCUGUGGUGCAUCCUUAUAUAUUGUAGUACCGUAUAUAGGAGUUAAGACUAUAGACUCUUUCUAUAAUUAUAUUUAGUACUGUUGUUCAAAACAGGCAUUAGCUCUUUAUGUAAAUGUGUAUGUCAGAUUUAUGUGAAUUUGAUGUAUGCUCUUCAACAUGCUAGUAUUUUUGCAACUGCCAGUUUUCCUCAUACAUUUUGAGUUUUGAAUUAAGGUGUUUCGUCCGUACAUUGCUAUCGUAUUUAGUGGGGUCUACCGCUAUUUUAGUUGAUGCCUAUUUAUGUAAGAAUCUGCUUAUUUUUACCAUUUCAGGCAACUCAUAUUUAGUGUCAGUAAAAUUAUGUUGUGAGUUUGUAUUAUCAGAUUUAUGGAGUAUCAUUAUUUUGAAAUUUUUACACAUUUAAAUUUUAAUGCAGUAGCUAGUUUUUGUGCCACUUUUUCAUAAACUAACGAUGAUUUUUCAGUUAUAGAAGAUCAAUAUUGCUUAAGCCUAGAGUACAAUUACCAUGCUUGUA